This is a messenger RNA of Besnoitia besnoiti, 9000 nucleotides long. RefSeq lists its product as uncharacterized. Bases 1 to 9000 code for a protein of 2999 amino acids. Gene Ontology annotation, cellular component: THO complex part of transcription export complex. The transcript is spliced from 20 exons. NCBI's taxonomy places the organism in Eukaryota, Apicomplexa, Conoidasida, Eucoccidiorida, Sarcocystidae. Gene Ontology annotation, molecular function: mRNA binding. Gene Ontology annotation, biological process: mRNA export from nucleus; mRNA processing. The record is from RefSeq and is a predicted model, not a curated record.
AUGCCGCUCCCGGCGACCGCCGCUGCGCCGGCUCUUCCGGCGGACACUCUCUCUACUCUCUUUCUCUCUCCUCAAGCGUUUUCAAAGUUAAACAACGUGUUCACUGCCCCUGCCGUAUUAGCCGCUCAGCCUGCAGACGGCGCGAGGAAUUCCUCCCCCGCUGCUCCCGGCGCCCGGCCGCCGCUCGCCGGCGCCGCGCUGACGCAAGCCGAGGCGAAGGACAUCUCCCGCGCCGAGGAAGCAUUCCAGGAGGCGCUGAAGGAACGCCUAGCUCUAUGGCGAGAGAGGUGUCUUCCCUUUCUUGGGUUGCUCAUUACCGAGGCUGCGCACACCGUUUCUUCGGGCGCUUCCGCGGCUUCCUCUUCACUUCCUUCCAAGCCGCCGAGCCAGUCUUCUCGCUCCGGAGUCCCUUUGUCUGCGUCGGCGGCAUCGUCCGGGUCGUCGCCUUGCUCGGACGCGGCUGCGCUGCCUGAGUCUUUUUUGGCGCCUUAUCUCUCUCGCUCCUUGACCUCGUUUUCAGUCCUGAGCGCGUCGUUUCUGCGACCCUCCGACGAGAAGAUAUCUGCCCUCUUUUUCGAGUUGUGCGUCGCCGUGGCGAGCGGCGGGCUCGCGUACACCAAGGCAACAGACCUUCUGUCGAAAAAACUCCUCCCACAUGCGCUUUUCCACUUCGUCCUCAUUGCCGCCGACCUCCGGAGAGCCGCGGCGCUGGCGCACCGUGCCGCGACGGCGACCAACGACGGCGAGAAGGUUGGAGCCGCGGUGCCUGCGGAAUGGUCAUCCGCUGAGCUCUCGGCUGCGGGCAGCACAUCUGCCAGCGGAGCUAGCGUAGAGGCUCAGGGAGACCGGCCGCCAGCGGCCUCGCUGGCAAAGGAGGAAACCAAAAAACCCGAGGAGACAUCGAAGGAGGAGAAGCCAAACAACGUCUCUUCCGCAGUCGAAGACGUCAAGUCUUCCAAGGACGGAGGCGAAGGGCGCCCGACGGCGGCGGCUCGAAGCCCGAUUCCUCCCGAAGUCGCGGCGAUUGAGGCGGCCAUUCGCAGAUGCUUCACGAAGGUCCCUUGUGCUGCAGAGACUGUGGACAUUCCAGCGGCGCUGGCGUUCAUUUCUGCGACGUUUUUCCCGGGUUCGGCCUCGAAGCCCGAGAGAAAGGGCCUCGGCGAAGCCUGGCAGAAGUUCGCUGCCGCCGCGGGGUCCUCCGUUUCGCUUCACACGGCAAACAACGUCUCUCUCCCUGCAUGCUCGCUGCAGUCUCUGCUGCCUCUGCCCUUUCGCGCGCUGCUUCUCGACGCAGUCACCGUGACGACAGAGAUGUGCGUCCACGCAGAUCCUGGGCGCGUGGAGUUCCGGCGAGCUCAAGUGAAUCUCGGAUCGUUUCUGCGCCUGCUGGAAGUCGAUCGCCUGGUGACGGCAGUGGACAUCUGCGCCUUCGGCAGCAGCAUUCGGCUGGACGAUCUGGCAUGGCCUCGACUCUCGCCUUCAGCGGGCGGCGGCCGCAAGCGUGUGCACGAGCUGCUCAUCAAGGAGCGGACCAAGCGGAAGUUCACUCUCACCGUCUACAACCUCUGCCGAGAAAACAUCGGACUCUACGCCAGACUCCACGCGACGCUCCUGGCCUACGUCGAGAGCCCGGUCCGAAUUUCUCCCCAUUUGUGUCUGAAGGCGGUUGCCGCGAUCGUGGGAGAGGGCAGCUUGUGCCCGAGCCGCACGCUCGCGACGAUCUUGGCAGUCUACGAGGAUCAUCUUUUCAGCCGAAACCAGCUGCUGCCGCUCGUCUCUCUCUUCUCCCCUGAGAAGCUGCGCGAAGUUCUUUUCUUCGAGCUCCAUCUCUACGCCGAGCUGCGCCGACAGCGAGACGCUGCAGAGGAGGAGGCAGCGCUGACCAUCGUUCAUCGGGGGACUUCAACUGGCGCCCUGACCAGCGGCAGCGCGAGCUCGUCUCAGGCAUCUUCGGCGUCGACGUUGGAGGAAAUGGGGAGCUUGGCGCGCCGAAUUCAGCUUCGUGCCGCAGAAGGCCCCUCUCGGAAUUUCUACCACAUGCUGGCUCUCUUUGUGAUGCGAGGAAUCAUUUCUCUGGAGGAGCUUUACCCGUACCUGCUCCCUGCGGAUGCCCUCCUCACCGCCCUCUUCUCGCGGACGCGCACGCGCUACGAGAAUGCUUUGAGUCAAGCGAAGGCGGGCGUCCUGCCGGCCUCACCGAAGCCUCAGCUCUCGAUCCAGGCGCAGUUCGACGAGGCGCUGCCUGCCCUCGCCGUCGCAUGUGGGGUGGGCGGCGACUCCGCGGGGGACAGAGGAGACACCCGCAGGGACGGGCCCGGCGGCGCCGCAGGGACGGGCCCCGGCGGAGCCCCAGGACAAGGCCCAGCAGGCGGAGGGCCCGGGCAAGCGUCUAUGGCGGGAGGCAUGAACUGCUUGCCGCAUCCGCCUCCGUCGUCGUCAGUGCCUCCCUUCGGCUACUACGGGCGUCCGCCGCUGCACUCGCCUUCGCCGGUGACCGCGCAGGGGCCCGGGGGCGUGGCGGGCUGGCCGUCGAGCCCCGGCGGGCUAGUGGGCAGCCCCGCGUCCUCGGGCUACGGAAAUUCGAUGUACGGAUACCACCAUCCUGGCUCGCUGCACCACGGGUCUUCAGCCUCCUUCUCGUCCUCCCGCUCCGGUGGAGGCCCUGCUGUCUCCGGCUCACUCUAUGGCGCACCCACAGGCACACCGGGCGCGCCGGGGGCCUUCCUCUCGAACUCGGGGUACGGCCCCGGCGGGGGCCUCGCGGGCCCGAACGGCGCGUCCUCCGCCAGCGAGCGCGACAAGGAAGCUAGGGAAAAGUUUGAGCGCGAGAAAGGGGCGCUCGAGAAGAAGCUGAUUGAAAAAGAAAAAGAGCUCCGCGACAGGGAUGCAGGCGACCCCGCCCUGAGCCUUCCGGGCGCCAGACACUACCUCCUCCACGAUGAGCAAGGCUUCAGAUUCGCGCUGGAAAAGAUCUACGGCAUGGAGAUCGGGAAAUUCAGUCUCCUUGCAGCCUUCUUCGACCUCAAUGGCGCGGCGUUCGCACACCAGCUUCUUCUUCACUUCACUGCGAAACUGCAUGCGAACCCGUCCUUAAAUGGGGCCGUCCAGAAGAGCCUCGCGGGAUACAUAAACUGGCUGCUGGCGCCGCUCCUGGCUCGGCGGCCCCAAGACUCUCUGGCGCUGUACCUGGCGAAGGUGCGCGUCACCCGCCGGGGGACCUCGUCGCCUUCGCCGCCAUCUGUCGCGACCGAGGAGAACGUGAGGCGUCUGCGCGUCCUCUGCAGAGACAGGCGAACCUGCGAUCUUUCGGUCUGCUCUCAGGAGCCCUACUGGGUGGGCUCAGCGUUGCGGAAGCAACGGGCCGAGGACGCGGAGGAGCUGAGACGCGAAGCUGCGCUCAAGGGUGCAGACGGCAAAGGGGAGGGGACCGAUCGCAGCGUCGUGAAGCACGAACGAGAGGCGGAAGGCGAAGGCACGGGCUCCGGAGAGGCGCGACCGCUGAAGCGAGUGAAGACCGAGCGAGCGGAGGGCCUGGAGGAGGCGAGGGACGGGCUUGCAGAGGAAGCGCCAGAGAGCAGCGAGGACGACGAGAGAUGCGUCGGGCUGAGACCCGCGCAGACCCACGAGGAGUUCUUCCUCCACGUUCUCCCGCUGCUGAGGUACUUGGGGCCUUCCCUCGCUCUCGAGGGCGACCUCUUCUGCAACGUCCUCUCUGUUCUGACCGGCGUCGCCGAAGCCGAGGCGCGAGAGCCGAACGCGCCAGGCGACACCGACCCCGCCCGCCGAUCGCAGCUGGACGACGUUUUGGUCGAGCUCGUGUUUCCCGCGCUCUCCCAAGUGCCCUACGGCGCCAGCGUCGUGAGCGCGAAAAUUUGGAAGAUUUUGCAGCUGAUGCCUGCCUCGCGGCGCUACACACUCUACACGCGGGUCAUGGAUGCCUGGGCCGCGGACGUAUCUCAUCCCUUGGCGCUGAACUACGAAGUCGUGCGCGUGAAGCUGCGCAAGCUGUUGAAGCGCUUGACGUCGACGAUUUUCGACGACCGGCUCAAGACGAAGGAGCGCAGUUUGCUCUCUGAGAUCACCGAUCUCUCGCGACUUGCGCCGUUCCCGGUAGCCGAGCUUUUCCUGCACCAGGCUGACCUCUUCGAUGACAACAUGGUGAAGACGCUCGCGGAGGCGGCGCGGGGACUCUCGCCGCUCGCUGCCGACGUCUUUCUGUCGCGCUUCAUUCAGCGGCAGCUCUGCAGAAACCCAGCUGAGGGCGGCGCCGGCGGACAGGGCGGAGGCAAAGCGAACGCUGAACUCUACGGUCCCCCCAAGAAACUCAACAACCGCGCGGCACUCACCGGGCGAUUCAUGAAAAUCCACCCCUCGACGGAUUUGCAGCCACUGUUGGUGGCGACGAUUCUGCGGCUGUGGCGGGACUUCGAUGCUUCGGAAGUCCUGAGCUCCGCGCCGGCAGGCCCUGACGAGGCGUGCGACAGCCUGAAGCGGGAAGACGCGACGCGGGAGGCGAGGGAGCAGCCCAAACUGGUUGGGGAGAAUGGGCACUACCCCUCGGACUUGCUGGGCUUCUGGCGAGACAAGGAAUACAUCGAAAAGCUCGUCGAACUCAUGGGCGAGUGCCCUAAACUCCCCGAAGCAGGCGCCCUGACUUCCGACCAAAUCUACGCACAGGGAGGAGGUCCGCUGCUGAAGGCGGAGGUCAUGCUGACGGGCGAGGAAGAGUCGCCUUUUCUCUCUGGUGACGACGAAGGCAGUGCGCUCGCAUGCGCCGACAGAGCGAAUACAGCCCCCGCGGCGCUGUGCGCUGCACUCAGCCGUCGCGACAUCUUUAUGCCUCUGCUGUUCAUCCUCGCGAAGCAGCGCGUGGAGGUCUUCUACGAUGCGGACUACACACGGUCGCUGCAGAGUUUCGGGUUCACGUUCGAUGACCUGCACACCUACCAGCUGCAGCUAGUUGACUUCUUCUCCCGCUCGCUGGCGCCCGCCUCCACCGCGGCUUCGCCCGUCUACGCUGCGCUGCUGCCGCCGGUGCGGCAGAUUUUUUCGCGCUUCGACCCCGCGACCGCCUGGACGGUGCUCCGACCGGGCCUCGCGGACUUUUUAGAGCCCACGCCCCUCGCGCCCAAGCCCAGGCCCGAAGGGACGCCCGACGAGAAGGCCACGCACGGUCCGGCAGACGCGCAGGGAGAGAAUGGAAAGGAACAGGAAGUCACUAAGGGCCGCGACGAGGCGCACGCAGACGAACCCGCGAUGCGGCUGACCUACUCGUGGCAGACCGAGGUCCGACCUAUCGUCGAGGAAUACCUACCGGAGAAGCUCCUCAAUGGCUUAUCCCUGGAUUUUUUUCUCCUUUUCUGGCGACUCUCCCUCAGUGACAUCUACGUCCCUGACCGCCAGUACGAGGCCUGUUUGGCUCGUCUCGACGCAGCAGCGAAGCAGAGUUCCAAGGCAUUGGAAGACCUCGACAAGCAGCGGCGCUUGACCUCCUCGACUGCGGCUGAACGGCAGCAGAAGCAAACGGAGGAGCGACUGAGGCGGCGGGUCGCUUUCCUCCAGCGCAAGCACAAGGCGCUGCAGGCUGAGUGGAAGGAGCACAAGCGCCGCUUUGACACAGUUCGCCGCGCCCUGCGGUCCUUCGAUUCACUCGACUGGUUUGGCCUGGCCCCCGUGCCUUCCUCUGCUUCCUCAUCCUCGACAGCUUCAUCGUCUUCUUCAACAGGCGAGAAGGCCGUCCCUGCUGCGGCUGCCGACACAGAAACGCGCACAGAGCGCGGACGCGAAGAGGGGGGCAGCGCGGAGACGCCGGCAGAGGUGGCGUUGGAGGCAGAGACAGGCGAGGCGGGCGCCUCUGAGCCCAAGUCAGAGGCCAGGCAGAGCGAGUCGUCGCCGGUUGACUCAGAGAUGAGUGAACUACAAGAAAAGAAGGCGGACGACGAGAGCGCCAGCACCAGCGGAGCGUCUUCCGCGUCUGCGCUAGGGGGCGUGUCUCGCGGGAAGAACGCGGGCAAGCCUGGCGCUGCCGCUGCGCCUGGAGUGAGAAAGGGCGGGCCUCUCGCCAUUCAGGCCUUCGUGAAGUACCUCUUGGCGCCGCGAAUGCUGAACUCCGAAGUCGACGCGCUCUUCUGCUCCCACUUUGUCACUCUUCUGCUCGACUUGAAAAUGCCGUUGUUCAACUACCUCGCCUUCACCAACACCUGGACGAAAAUGCUGACGCCUCUUGUCAGAUGCAGCACGGUGCGCGAGGCGCAGCUGCUCGGCCUCUUCGUGAACGAAGUGCUCUCGCCGCUCUCGCGCUGGCUGAAGAGCGAAAAGGCAUUCGAGGCCGAGGCUGGCGGAAACAGCUGCUUCGCCCGCACCUUCCGAGACAGCGGCAGCAUCCCUGCAGCCCAGCUCGAAAAGGGCGCCAAAAAGUGGGAGACGCGGAUCUUCGAAAGUCUCGUUCAAGGGCUGCCUGGCCCGACGGUCACGUCGGACUCCUCGGCCUCGCCGUCGCAGUGGAUGGGCGCGAAAGCAGUCGUCGUUUUCCUCUCGCGCUGUCAUGCGCACUUCCCCAUUACGCACAAGCGCGGCGUGGAGCUGAUGAGUCGGCUGGAGCACGCCGUCGAACUCGCUCAGGCCUGGGGCUGGAAGGACGUCAGCCUGUCGGCGAGCAGCAUUUUGAAGACGCUGGACAAGUACCGCCGCGAUCGGACGUGGUAUCAGGCGCCGACGGAGAGUGAGGAGAAGAUGGCCUCGCACUCGAGCGCAUCGACUGCGGUGAAGCCGCUGUCGGCGUCGUCGAGCGCUUUGCCUGCAAAGGGCGGCGCGAAGAACGCGCUCACCUCCCUGUCUCUGUCGAGCGGGGGUUCACAUGUCCACGCCUCGUCGCCGCUGUCUGCGGCGGCCGCCGCGCAGGCUGACAAGGCGUCGGGCUCGACUUCGGCAAAGAAGGACGCGGCUUCGGGCGGUGCCGAGAGCAAGGUAAACUCGACGCGGAGCCCCAGAGGCCCGACGAAAUCGCCCUCGACUGCGCGCGACGUGCCCUCCUCCUCCAACAAGGCCCCCGCCCAGGCUUCGCCGCCUGAGCGAUCGAAGUCGACUGCCGCGCCGUCCUCCUCCUCCUGUCUGUCUUCAGGGAAGGCUGCGGCGAGCUCUCCGCGCCCCAAGGCUUCCGCUGCGCCCGCGCCGGUCGCGUCCGCUGCGCGCCCGAAUCCGCGAGUCCCCGAGCCUCUCAGGAAGCCCGCCCCGAACGCCCAGUCGACGGAGGCGGAGACAGCCGCUCCCCCGGCUUCGGGCUCGACGCCUCCGGAGGGCAAGAAGGCCGGGGGGGGCCCGACCGCAGAGUGCGCGGGGGUGUCCCCAACUGUCUCCUCGUCGGGCACGGCCGCGGCCGCGGAGGCCCGCCUGGAGGCGAGCGAGGCGAAGAGGAAACGAGAGGCCAGCGCAGAGAAAAGUCAGGCCGAAGGGAAACCCGCGGCUGGAGGAAGUGAGAGGCGCGGCGAAGCGAGCAACAAGGCUCGAAAAGAUCCGCAGGGGGCACAGUCGGGGGCUGAGAACGGGGCGCGAGAGGGCAAGAGCGGGCGAGUCUCUGGCCCGGCGGCCGGAACUCGAGGGCUUGCGCAGGUCGACGGUGCGGAGGGCGAUGGAAAAAGAAUGUGGAAAGAAGAUAACGACAAGCCGAGAGAGAAGGCCCCCACGGCGGCCUCUGCAGGACCGAAAGAGUCACCGGGUGCUGCUGCGUCUUCGUCUACCGGGAAAGAAAGCAGUGAAGAGCGAGGGCGGGCAGACGCGAACCCCAGGCCGGCGACGCUUCCUUCAGACAAGCAGGGCGGCAAAGACGGCGCUGGAGAGGACGCUUCGCCGCCCGUGAAAAGCGUUGUGAAUGAAAAGGGCGAGGGCGGAGGCGACGCGGGGGCACAGAGUAACCCGAGAGCGAAAAGAGAGAGAGAGCGGCAGACGGAGGGAUGGGAUGCAGGCUCAGCAGCGAAGAAGCGGGAAACCCAGGACGAGUCGUCGCCGAUUACUCACACACUCCAGACAGAAAAAGGCGCGACGUCGUCGGCGACUGGGGGCCGCAUCUCGUCGCGCUCGCCGUCUCGAAGCAGGAACAAGCCGGGCGGGAAAGAGGGAGAGUCGUUUUCCAAGGUGGACGAGAAGAAGCCAGGCGCGAGGGGCGACCACGAACCGAACGAGAGGAAGUUGUUUUCGUCGAAGGCUUCUUCUGAAGGCCGCAGCAGCGGGGACUGUAGCUCUCAGAGAGGCGACAAGCAAGGGGAGGGCGCGGGAAACCCAAACAGCGGAGGGCGCCGACCCUCGUCGCACACUUCGUCGGCCUCUUCUUACGCGAGCUCCGGUCCCAAGCACGCUCAUGGAAAGCCUGGCAAGAACGGCGCCACGGGAUUCUCUGGAGCGGGACCGCAAAGCCAACACUUUGCUUCUUCGGGAGGGAGCGGUGCGGGCACCUUGCAGCCGCAGGGCGACCGGGACGACCGCGGAGGCGGAAACGGAAGCAGGAAUUCGUCUUUCGGGGCAUCUCCGCCGCGUUCCUAUGCUGUCUCCUCAGGCUUGCACGCCGGCGGCGAGAGGGGGGGCGGCGGGGCUCCGCUGCCUCCGCCCUCGGGCCCGAGCAAGUGGGGCCCGCACGGGCUCCCCCAGGGAGGGCCUUCUUCGGCGGGGCACCCGAGCGGCCCCCCGGGGCACCACCACCAUCACAACUCUUCGUCCUUCUAUGGCGCCCCGCCGCCGCCUUCGGCCCUGCGUUCUAGCGGCCACAACAACGUCAACUACUCGGGGCCGCCUCAAUACGGCCAAGGUGGCAAUCCAAACACGUACGGCGGCGGGCCUCACGGCAACGCACAGGGGCACCAGGGCCCGUUGUCUGGCCCCGGAGGCCCGCAGGCGCGGAAUGCGCUCUUUGGUGGCCCCAAGGGGCAGCACUCGCACAGAUCAGGCGGAGGCGGUGGAGGCAAGGGCCCGCAGGCGCACCAUAGAUCCAGUCACCAUUAUCAGAGAUGA